GCAUUUGUUUUUUCAACAUUUUUGAUUGGCUAAAUUUCUGAAAAACGCUUCCAUAGUCAAACUGAAAGUUGACUUGAUUACACUGUCACUCUCUUUGUUUUUUGUUUUCCUCUUUUAUUCCCUUCCAACAACAAAAGCUGCGCACUGUUCUUGCUUUUUUAAUCUCUUAUUUUCACUCCCAACCCAAAUCUACCGCUCACUAAUUCACUAAACCCAACUCAGAUUUCAACAUUUUUAUCGAGAAAUGGUCAGUUUCAGUAUGUUUUAGAUGUUUGUUUCUGUAUUAUGUUUCUUGGUUUAUUACAGCUUUAAUGGAGCUGAAAAAGGAAAAACUUAUCAGGUUUUACUCUGCUGGAAAAAAGAUUAGAGAAGCAUCGUGGCGGAAAAAUGAUGCCGUGCACCCUGAGAAGUCGUCGUCUUCUUCUUCUUCUACUAUGGACAAAAUGCUGAACAAUGAUAAUGGGAUAAUUGGUGGUAAUAGAAGUAGAGUAAUGGAUACAACUAAAGUUGGGAUGUCCAAGGUUUUACAAACGACGACAGACAAUCCGUCAUGGCAUAAGAGGAUACUUGAUCCGGGAAGCGACAUUGUGCUACGGUGGAAUAGGGUUUUUCUAUUCUCGUGCUUGCUGGCGCUUUUUGUUGAUCCCUUGUAUUUUUACUUGCCUAUCAUUGGAGGAAAUGAAGAAUCUUUGUGUGUGAAUAGUGACUUCAAAUUGCGAAUUGUUGUAACAUUCUUUCGAACUAUUGCGGAUAUGUUUUAUUUGUUACACAUGGUUAUAAAGUUUAGAACUGCUUAUGUUGCUCCAAAUACUCGUGUCUUUGGAAGGGGUGAGCUUGUGAUGGAUCCAAAAAGGAUAGCGCGGAGGUAUUUAAGAUCUGACUUCUUUGUUGAUUUUAUUGCCACUCUGCCUCUUCCUCAGAUUCUCAUCUGGUUUAUUGUACCGACGGCAAGAGGUCGUCAAACCGAUCACAAGAAUAAUACUCUUGCAUUAAUUGUUCUUCUACAAUAUGUUCCCAGAUUGUAUCUGAUUUUUCCUUUGAGUUCUGAAAUUAUCAAAGCAACUGGUGUAGUCACUAGAACAGCAUGGGCAGGGGCCGUGUAUAAUUUGCUACUCUACAUGUUGGCAAGCCAUGUUUUAGGAGCAGCAUGGUAUUUGCUAUCCAUCGACAGAUAUACAUCUUGCUGGAAAAAGCACUGCAGAAGGGAACCUAUCACAUGUGUCCUUCGAUAUCUAGAUUGCGAUACUUUUAACCAUGGGGAUCGCAGAAUAUGGGCAAACACUACAAAUGUUUUCAAUAACUGCAAUCUAAGAAAAGAUACCACAUUUAAUUAUGGUAUCUUUGAAAAUGCUGUUAAGAAAAAUGUUGGAUCAUCUAACUUUCCUGAGAAGUAUUUCUAUUGCUUGUGGUGGGGCUUACAACAACUAAGUUCGUAUGGGCAGAAUUUAGCAACUAGCACAUUUAUUGGGGAGACGUCAUUUGCCAUACUCAUUGCGAUCUUUGGUCUUGUUCUAUUUGCUCAUUUGAUUGGCAAUAUGCAGACAUACCUUCAGUCUCUCACUGUAAGACUUGAGGAAUGGAGGCUUAAGCGAAGGGAUACUGAGGAGUGGAUGGAGCAUCGCCAACUCCCUGAAGAUCUAAGGAAACAGGUUCGUCAAUUUGUUCAAUGCAAGUGGAUUGCAACUCGGGGGGUCAAUGAAGAAUCUAUCCUACAUGGUUUGCCUACUGAUCUUCGACGUGAUAUCCAGCGCCACUUAUGCUUGGACCUUGUUCGCCGUGUCCCUUUCUUCUCACAAAUGGAUGAUCAGUUGCUUGAUGCAAUAUGCGAGCGGCUAGUUUCUUCUCUGAGCACUGAGGGAACCUAUAUUGUUCGUGAGGGUGACCCGAUAACAGAAAUGCUUUUUAUUAUCAGAGGUAGACUAGAGAGUUCAACUACCAAUGGAGGCCGCACGGGAUUCUUUAACUCGAUCAGGUUGAAACCUGGAGAUUUUUGUGGAGAGGAGUUAUUAUCAUGGGCUUUGCAUCCAAAAUCCUCUCUCAACUUGCCUUGUUCAACUAGAACAGUCAGAACUUUAAGCGAAGUUGAAGCUUUUGCAUUGAGAGCUGAAGAUCUAAAGUUUGUGGCGAACCAAUUUAGACGCCUCCAUAGCAAAAAGCUCCAGCAUACAUUCAGGUAUCACUCCCAUCAUUGGAGGACAUGGGCAGCCUGUUUCAUUCAGGCAGCUUGGCGCCGGCACAAGAAAUGGAUAACGGAGCAUAAUCUCAUUGUUUCAGAAUCUUUUGUUUUGGAUGAAAAUGAGACGGUUGAAGUAGAUUCAGAGGAAGGCAACCAUUACUCUAAUGGUUCAAGUUCUUCUCAGGCAAAAAUGAACCUAGGGGUUACAUUAUUGGCCUCCCGAUUUGCUGCAAACACAAGGAGAGGAGCUCACAAGAUUAGAGAUGUUGAGAUGCUAAAACUACAAAAACCAGAGGAGCCAGACUUUUCUGCUGCUGAUGGUUAGUGCUUGAAUUAUGAGAUUAGAAAGCAGCAUCUUGUGGUCUUUUUCUGCCUAAGACCAAAUUUGUUUCAGAUGAUGGCUCUGAUAUCCCGUAUCCUGCGAAGAUUUUUGCUCGACAAUAUCCUUUGCAUACGCUUGGCGGAGGAGGGAGCGGUUUUGUUGUAACCUGCAGUACCUGUAAAUUCUUUUGUAAUGCUGUAGUUAAUUCCACUCUCAUCAUAGGCAAGAGGAUAAUACUACACACUUGAGUUUUUAGAUCAGCUUAUCAACUGUAUUAUGAAACUGAUAGCUGCUUGUUGAGUAGAUAAGUGUAUGAUCAUAUUGAUGCUAA
Messenger RNA from Mercurialis annua (annual mercury), 2829 nucleotides. RefSeq names its product cyclic nucleotide-gated ion channel 17. The transcript has 7 exons. Gene Ontology annotation, cellular component: membrane. Gene Ontology annotation, biological process: RNA processing; potassium ion transport; transmembrane transport. Gene Ontology annotation, molecular function: RNA binding; voltage-gated potassium channel activity; adenosine deaminase activity. The record is from RefSeq and is a predicted model, not a curated record. NCBI's taxonomy places the organism in Eukaryota, Viridiplantae, Streptophyta, Magnoliopsida, Malpighiales, Euphorbiaceae. The coding region runs from base 312 to 2501 and encodes 729 amino acids.